AUGGCCGAAGAUCCGGAGAAUUCAGUAGACAGGCCCAAUGACGAUGGAGAUGCUGGGAAGCCGGAAAAGAUGUUCACUUUGAAGAAAUGGAAUGCAGUUGCAAUGUGGAGUUGGGAUGUCGAAUGCGAUAUUUGUGCAAUUUGCCGCGUUCAAGUUAUGGAUUCCUGCCUUCGCUGCCAGGCUGACAACAAGCGGGAUGUGAUGGGUCGCCAGGACUGUGUAGUGGUUUGGGGCGAAUGCAACCACUCUUUCCACCACUGCUGCAUGUCCUUGUGGGUCAAGCAGAACAAUCGAUGCCCUUUGUGCCAGCAAGAGUGGUCCAUCCAACGGAUGGGAAAAUAAAUCUCUCCACCUGAAAUUACUUUAUGCUGUAUUAAAAAAAAAAAUAGUAAAUAAAGAAAAACCAAAAAAAAAUUUUA
This is a messenger RNA of Drosophila eugracilis, 419 nucleotides long. It is a transcript of the gene Roc2, whose product is annotated as RING-box protein 2. Gene Ontology annotation, molecular function: cullin family protein binding; zinc ion binding; ubiquitin protein ligase activity. The record is from RefSeq and is a predicted model, not a curated record. Gene Ontology annotation, biological process: protein ubiquitination; ubiquitin-dependent protein catabolic process. Gene Ontology annotation, cellular component: nucleus; Cul5-RING ubiquitin ligase complex. The transcript has 2 exons. The coding region runs from base 1 to 342 and encodes 113 amino acids. Lineage: Eukaryota; Metazoa; Arthropoda; Insecta; Diptera; Drosophilidae.